This is a messenger RNA of Schizophyllum commune H4-8, 1992 nucleotides long. Its product is annotated as MFS general substrate transporter. Gene Ontology annotation, biological process: transmembrane transport. Lineage: Eukaryota; Fungi; Basidiomycota; Agaricomycetes; Agaricales; Schizophyllaceae. The coding region runs from base 205 to 1773 and encodes 522 amino acids. Gene Ontology annotation, molecular function: transmembrane transporter activity. The record is from RefSeq and is a predicted model, not a curated record. The transcript has 18 exons.
AUUCCAGUCAUACACGAACGGCGGCAAGGAUCUCGUCAUAGCAUCUAACGUCAAGGUCGGUCCUUCCGUCUGCAAGGACAUUGAAAAGACACGCCAUGGCGGCGUCCCUGGCACAUUCGUACCUCGCUUCUUGCGCACACUUUGCUGCUCUCAUACACUAACGCCGGAGCGGGCAUCGCUAUCCCCUCGAGCGGCAGCACACUGAUGGAUGGUCAGGAGAAGGGUCUCGCGCGCACGCCUUCGCGAGGAACGGAAGAUUCGUCAGCUACAGUUGCGAGUGCAGGAGAUGUGGGGGGACUGCAGCGCAUCGUGUCUCGCGCGCGGAGCGGCUCGGCGCUGCCAGACGACCCGGUGGAGAAGAAGGAGCGCCUGAGCGACGAUGACUGGGAAGACAACCCGGCCAAUCCGCGCAACUGGAGUAACGGGAAGAAGUGGACCGCUGUUGGCAUCGUCUCGUUCUAUACAUUCAUCCCUCCGCUCACCUCGUCUAUGAUGGCUCCUGGCAUGCAAGAGAUUGCAUUGAAAUAUAGCAUCACGAACUCCACCGUCCUCGCUCUUACACUGAGUAUCUUCGUCCUCGCACUUGCCAUUGGGCCACUUGUCCUCGGCCCUCUAUCAGAGAUCUACGGCCGUACAUGGGUUCUACAUAUCGCGAACCUGGUAUCUCUAGCAUUUAACCUAGGCUGCGCUUUCGCCCCUGCCACAGGAUCCUUCAUUGGCCUGCGAUUCCUGAGUGGUCUAGCGGGUUCCGCCCCAAUAGCCAUCGGCGGCGGCUCCAUCAGCGACCUCUUCAGCGACCGCGACCGCGGCGGCGCCAUGGGCGCAUUCUCCAUGGGCCCCCUCAUCGGCCCCGUCGUCGGCCCCAUCGCCGGCGGCUUCAUCGCACAGACUGUCGGCGUCAAAUGGGUCUUCAUCGUCAUCGCCUGCCUCAACGGCGUCGCCUCCGCUGUCGGCAUCCCCCUCCUGCGCGAGACCUACCACCCGAUCCUCCGCAAGCGUAUAGCGAAGCGGAAUGGGGACGUCGAGCGAUUGAGGGUGGAUCCGGUGGUGGAGGAGGCGGGGAUGAGCAAGAUCGAGAUCAUCUGGGUUAACAUCCAGCGUCCGAUCAUGCUGCUGUUCGGGGAUAUCAUCUGCUUCUUGCUCAGUCUUUACAUGGCUUUCGUAUAUGGGAUUUUCUACCUAAUGUUUGCGACGUUUUCGGCGUUCUUCUCCACGACCUACGGAUUCAAGGCCGGCGUCGGUGGCUUGGUGUACAUUGGCAUCGGCAUCGGCUCCCUCGUCGCCGUCGUCAUCGGCGCGAAGGUUGGCGACAGGAUAUACUGGGGUCUUUCGGCGAAGUAUAACAAUGGGAUUGGGAAGCCGGAAUAUCGUGUACCGUCUCUGGUUCUUGGGUCGAUGGUCAUACCAAUCGGGCUAUUCUGGUAUGGCUGGUCGGCUGAGGCAGCUACCCACUGGAUCGUGCCCAUUCUUGGCACUGCUGUCUACGCUUUCGGUCAAAUGUUGACCUUCCUGCCCAUUCAACUAUACUUGGUCGAUACAUUCACCUACGCGGCUAGUGCGGUCGCCGCUGCCACCUUCUUCCGCUCCAUGUUCGGCUUCGCCUUCCCCCUGUUCGCGCAGGAGAUGUUCGACACGCUUGGAAUGGGAGGCGGUCUGUCCUUGCUAGCCGGUUUGAGUAUCGUGCUCGGCAUACCCUUCCCCAUCUUCCUGUGGUUCAAGGGCGAGUCCAUUCGGGCGAAGAGUCGGUUCGCGAAGGCGAGCGUGAAGGCCUAGGUCAUGAUGACGACGUUGGCGAUGGUAUAUCGGUCGUAGAGUAUGUAGCGCCGCGGCUUGCGGCUUUUGGGUUCUCAUGGAGGGUAAAAUAUUGGUAUGCUCUGCGUGGACUGCAACAAGCGCCUCGUAUUAUAGUCGAGCUAUACUGUAAUUGCAAUGGAUAUACCACGCGUCAAGGAGGACUUUCGUACACUUUGUAUCUACGAGAAUUUUUGAGAG